This is a messenger RNA of Hibiscus syriacus, 1293 nucleotides long. RefSeq names its product ethylene-responsive transcription factor WRI1-like. NCBI's taxonomy places the organism in Eukaryota, Viridiplantae, Streptophyta, Magnoliopsida, Malvales, Malvaceae. The transcript is spliced from 7 exons. The record is from RefSeq and is a predicted model, not a curated record. Gene Ontology annotation, molecular function: DNA-binding transcription factor activity; DNA binding. Gene Ontology annotation, biological process: regulation of DNA-templated transcription. The coding region runs from base 1 to 1245 and encodes 414 amino acids.
AUGAAGAGGUCUCCAAGUUGUUCUUCAACCAAUUCUUGCUUUGUAUCUUCAUCUUCUCCAUCACCAUCAUCGUGUUCUUCUUCUUCUUCAUCGGACACGCCUCCUAUCGUACCGGAGAAACCCAAGGCUAAAAGGAGUAGAAAGAACCAAAGCUGUGAUCAGAACAACAAUGCCAAUACCAACAAUGGCAGAAGGAGCUCCAUUUACAGAGGAGUCACCAGGCAUAGAUGGACUGGGAGAUUUGAGGCUCACCUGUGGGACAAGAGCUCUUGGAACAAUGUGCAGAACAAGAAGGGAAGACAAGUUUAUUUAGGGGCUUAUGAUAACGAGGAGGCAGCUGCUCGAACCUAUGAUCUAGCUGCCCUCAAGUAUUGGGGGCCCGAAACUACUCUGAAUUUUUCGAACGAAAGAUACGAAAAAGAAUUGGAAGAAAUGAAGAAUGUGACGAAGGAAGAGUACUUGGCUUCUCUACGACGUCGUAGCAGUGGAUUUUCCAGAGGAGUCUCCAAGUACCGCGGGGUAGCUAGGCAUCACCACAAUGGGAGGUGGGAGGCUCGAAUUGGUCGAGUUUUUGGGAACAAAUAUCUCUAUUUAGGAACCUAUAACACACAGGAGGAAGCAGCAGCCGCGUAUGAUAUGGCAGCAUUAGAGUAUAGGGGGAUCAAUGCUGUGACCAAUUUCGAUGCUAGCCGUUACAUAGACCGUUUGAAGCAGAAAGGUAUUGUGUUUGUUGAUCAAACGCAAAAUCGAAUUCCCGAUUCCGAUGAAGCUCGACGAGCCGAAUCCGUAGGAAACGUACAAUUUCAGCCUCCGGCGCCGCCGCAAGAACAAAAACCGAGGCACGAAGAAUCCGAAAAAUCUGAACAUUUUCAGUACAUGCAAAUGCAGCUUCCUCUAUGCAUCGACUGUCCGACCGAUAGCAAUGAGCUAGCAUGGAGUUUCUGCAUGGAUUCGGGGUUGACAUCGUUUUUGGUCCCGGACAUCCCUCUCGAUGGAAACAAUGAAUUGCCGAACUUGUUCGAUCAUGCUACGGGGUUCGAGGAUAACUUCGACCUGAUAUUCGACCUAGGUUCACCUAACAAAGAAGAGGCUGAUCGGAAAUGUGUAUCGGAUGAUGCAACCGAAGUCGGUGUCUCGAUGAACAUGGAAGACAAACAUGGGAAGGUGAGGUUGUCGUCUCCGUCUUCGGAUUCGUACUCUCCGUAUUCGUCGACGACCUCGGUUUCUUGUAACUACUCUGUUUAGUUGCUUGUAUUUGGAGUCUGUUGUUGGAAAUUAGUUGUGGAUUGAUGC